AUGGAGAGAUAUUUUGUGUUCAUUGCUACUUUUUUGCUUAUACUUCAUAUUGUUCAAGCUCAAAAUCCAACCGGAUUCAUUAAUGUGGAUUGCGGUUUGGCCUCUCGCGAGUCUCCUUACAAGGCACUCCCUACCGGUUUAACGUAUACAUCGGAUGCCGGUUUAGUUAACACCGGGAAAACCGGUAGAAUCGCCAAGGAAUUCGAACCGGAUUACAAUAAGCCGACUUUGACGUUGAGAUAUUUUCCAGAUGGAGUACGAAACUGCUACAGUCUUAAUGUGACCCGCGACACCAACUAUCUCAUCAAGGCCACAUUCGUAUAUGGAAACUACGAUGGUCUUAAAAUCGACCCGAACUUCGACCUUUACUUUGGUCCGAAUAUAUGGACAACGGUGAGUAGUAAUGAUACUAUAGAGGAGAUCAUUCAUGUGACAACAUCAAAUUCUUUACAAGUUUGUCUUGUUAAGACGGGAAUAAGUAUACCUUUUAUAAAUGUCUUGGAGCUACGACCAUUGAAGAAAAACGUGUACGUUACUCAAAGCGGCUCGCUGAAGUACUUAUUCAGGGCGCAUCUUAGCAAUUCCGGUCGUUCUAUACGGUAUCCUGAUGAUAUCUAUGAUCGUAAAUGGUAUUCAUUUUUCGUGGACAAGUCAUGGACACAAGUAACUACGACUCUAAAUGUAAAUGCUACGAAUGGUUAUGAACUACCAGAAGGUGUAAUGGCAACGGGGGCAACACCACUAAACGCUAACGAAACAUUGAACAUUACAUGGACCAUGGAGCCUCCUAAUACACAGUUUUACUCCUACAUGCACUUUGCAGAGCUUCAGACUCUACGGGCCAACGAUACAAGGGAAUUCAAUGUGACACUAAAUGGAAAAUAUUCAUAUGGACCUUAUAGUCCGAAACCGCUAAAAACUGAAACAGUACUCGACUUACAACCAGAGCAAUGUGAUGGAGGAGCAUGCAUUUUGCAGCUUGUUAAAACGCCAAGAUCAACUCUUCCGCCUCUACUAAAUGCUAUCGAGGCUUUUACCGUGAUUGAUUUCUCUCAAUUGGAAACAAAUGGAGAUGAAGUUUCUGGUAUCAAGAAUGUUCAAAGUACUUAUGGAUUGAGUAGAAUCAGUUGGCAAGGAGAUCCUUGUGUCCCUAAACAGUUUUUGUGGGACGGUUUAAACUGCAACAACUCGGAUAUUUCUACACCACCAAUAAUCACUUCCUUAGACUUAUCUGCAAGUGGAUUAACUGGGAUCAUCACACAAGCCAUUCAAAAUCUUACUCACCUGCAAAAAUUGGACUUGUCAAAUAACAAUUUGACUGGAGAAAUACCUGAAUUUUUAGCUGACAUAAAAUCACUCUUGGUCUUAGACUUAAGUGGUAAUAAUUUCACUGGUUCGGUUCCUCCCUCGCUUAUUCAGAAGAAAGGAAUGAAGCUAAAUGUGGAAGGAAACCCUCAUCUUCUUUGCACAGCUGAUUCAUGUGUUAACAAAGGAGAUGGUGGACAUAAGAAAAAGAGUAUAAUAGUGCCGAUUAUCGCAUCAAUUGCUUCAAUAGCUGUUCUUAUAGGUGCACUGGCUCUGUUUUUCAUUCUCCGAAAGAAAAAGCCAUCAAAAGUUGAAGUGCCACCAACAUCAUAUAUGCAAGCAUCAGAUGGUAGAUCACCUAGGUCAUCUGAACCGGCAAUAUUGACGAAGAAUAGAAGGUUUACUUAUUCAGAAGUUGUGACAAUGACAAAUAAUUUCCAAAGAGUUCUUGGGAAAGGAGGGUUUGGAAUCGUUUAUCAUGGUUUUGUGAACGGUACCGAACAAGUAGCUGUUAAGAUGCUCUCACAUUCAUCAUCUCAAGGAUACAAACAAUUCAAAGCCGAGGUGGAACUUCUUCUUAGAGUUCAUCACAAAAACUUGGUCGGUCUUGUUGGCUAUUGCGACGAAGGAGAGAACUUGGCUCUUAUCUAUGAAUACAUGGCCAAUGGAGAUUUAAAGGAACAUAUGUCAGGAACACGUAAUCGCUUUAUCUUGAAUUGGGGAACAAGAUUAAAAAUAGUCCUUGAAUCUGCACAAGGACUUGAGUAUUUGCAUAAUGGAUGCAAACCACCAAUGGUUCAUAGAGACGUCAAAACAACAAAUAUAUUGUUGAAUGAACACUUUCAAGCCAAACUUGCCGAUUUCGGACUUUCGAGAUCAUUCCCGAUCGAAGGAGAAACUCAUGUGUCAACAGUUGUUGCUGGAACUCCUGGAUAUCUCGAUCCCGAAUACUACAGAACAAAUUGGUUGACCGAGAAGAGUGAUGUUUAUAGUUUCGGAAUUGUAUUGUUAGAGAUCAUCACAAACCAACCUGUGAUAAACCAAAACCGUGAAAAGCCACAUAUAGGAGAAUGGGUUGGGGUAAUGCUUACAAAAGGAGACAUCAAAAACAUUAUGGAUCCAACUCUAAAUGAAGAUUAUGAUUCUGGUUCUGUUUGGAAAGCUGUUGAACUAGCAAUGGGUUGUCUAAAUCCUUCUUCGGCAAAAAGACCGACCAUGUCUCAAGUCGUUAUUGAAUUAAACGAGUGUUUGGCAUCUGAAAAUUCAAGGGGAGGAGCGAGUCGAGACAUGGACUCAAAGAGUUCUAUUGAAGUGAGCUUGACCUUUGGUACUGAAGUGAGCCCAACGGCUCGGUAG
Arabis nemorensis is the source of this 2661-nucleotide messenger RNA. Lineage: Eukaryota; Viridiplantae; Streptophyta; Magnoliopsida; Brassicales; Brassicaceae. The record is from the annotation of a GenBank genome assembly.